GAAAAUGAUUCACUAAGUGCGUGCAGGGGCGCUAAGAAGCUUCCGAGGAAGCCAGAAGCACGGAGCAAGAGACAUGUCGCGGCGGGGUCUAGUGCAAGGACCAGAUUUCAGCAAUUUCCAGCGUCGAUAUUUCACGCCAUCUGAAGUCGCCCAACACAAUAUACCGGAAGACCUCUGGGUCUCCUACCUGGGAUCCGUGUACAACCUAACGCCAUUGGCACAGAAGUACAAGGGAGAUUUGCUCCUGAAACCCAUUGUGGAAGUUGCGGGACAGGACAUUAGCCACUGGUUCGAUCCAAAGACCAGAGACAUUCGCAAACACAUAGAUCCUCUGACCGGCACCCUGAGAUACCGCACCCCGCGGGGCCUGUUUCUGCACAUCCCACCUCAGCUACCCCGUUCGGACUGGGCCAAUGAUUUCGGAACGCCCUGGUGGCAGGGCUCAAAAUACGAGGUGGGGCGGCUGUCAUCCAAGACCCGUAACAUUCGCAUCAUUAACACGCUCACAUCGCAGGAGCACUCCCUGGAGGUGGGAUCUCUGGAGUCAGUGUGGGAAAUUCUGCAUCGUUAUCUCCCCUAUAAUGCACAUGCAGCCAGCUAUACAUGGAAAUAUGAAGGGAAGAAGUUGAACAUGGAUUAUACCCUGGAAGAAAAUGGAAUACGAGAUGAAGAGGAAGAAUUUGACUAUCUCAGAAUGGAUGGUGCACUCUACACACCUGCAAUAUUGCUCUACUUCAACGAUGACCUUACAGAGCUAUAGGAAAGGACAUAUGUAACUCAUGUAGAAUCAAGACCUGUUUCCUGUUUCUGUGCCCUGUAGAAAAAGUAUGGGAAUGAAGGUGGGGUGCUCCUGGAUUCUCACCUUCAUUACAUUCUGGGAACUGGCCUUUGGAUGGGAAUGCCAAAGGUCCAAAGAUCCUAUUCCCCAAAUCCUUUAUAAUGGCUCAGAGAAAAUCAGGGAUAAUACUAGAAGAGCAUUAAUUUUUAGGAAUAAGGACCAGACAAUUUGGACUAGGUUAUAGCACUUGUCUUGCAUACAGCCACUCGGGAUUCGAUCUCUGGUACUGCAAUAUGGUUCCUCCCCCUCCUCUCUGCCCCCAGAACCACUGAGUGAUCUCUGAGC
Molecule: messenger RNA, 1123 nt
Organism: Sorex fumeus (smoky shrew)
Lineage: Eukaryota; Metazoa; Chordata; Mammalia; Eulipotyphla; Soricidae
Product: cytochrome b5 domain-containing protein 1
Exons: 4
Coding region: 74-760 (228 amino acids)
Source: RefSeq, a predicted model, not a curated record